ACUCAGCCUUCUCCUUUGGAGCAUAGGGAUUCAGCUUACCAACAGCCUCCUUCUUUGGAGCAUAGGGAUUCAGCUCACCAACAGCCUCCUUCUUUGGAGCAUAGGGAUUCAGCUCACCAACAGCCUGCUCCCCAUGUAGAUACUGCAGUGUCAGAUGAUUCUUCAAGUCUUAAGAAGCAAAAUGUUGUGGCUAAUAAUGGAGCUCUGAAGCCGGGUUCAGAAAACAGGGUGAAGAUCAAUUUGGCUUCAAGGUCUAAGCAGGAGAUGUGGGAAUUGAGGAGGAAGCUGGAGAGUGAGCUUGAUUUGGUGAGGAACUUGAUGAAGAGGAUUGAGGUUAAAGAAGUGCAAAUUAGUAAUUCCCAUGCCCCCGUGAAUGAUAGUGUUGAUUAUGGAUUCAAGAGGCUUCAACCAGAGUUGAUUUCAGUCAGUAUUCCUCAGGAGCCUGUCAAGCAAUUAAGGCCUUUGAACCAGUUGAAUAUUCCUGUCUUGGAGAAUAGUCAGGUUGUAAGUGAAAAUAUAGAGGAGGAGAAGAGAAUGCCUAAGGCAAACCAAUUCUAUAGGAAUUCAAAGUUUUUGCUUGCGAAAGAUAAGUUUCCCCCAGCAGAGAGUAACAAAAAGUUGAAAUUAAAUGGGAAGAAGAAUGGAGGAAGUGAAUUAAAUCGUGGGUUUGGUAUGGGUAACAAGUGCUUUAAGAGUUGUAUCCCUUUGCUUGAAAGACUAAUGAAGCAUAAGCAUGGUUGGGUCUUUAAUGCCCCUGUUGAUGUCAAAGGUUUGGGUUUGCAUGAUUACUAUAGUAUCAUUAAGCAUCCCACGGAUUUGGGUACUGUGAAAUCAAGGCUUAACAAGAACUGGUACAAAUCGCCUAGAGAGUUUGCAGAGGAUGUGAGACUAACAUUUCACAAUGCUAUGACAUAUAAUCCCAAGGGGCAAGAUGUUCAUAUAAUGGCUGAGCAGUUAUCAUAGAUAUUCGAGGACAAAUGGGCUGCUAUAGAGGCAGACUAUAUUCGGGAUAUGAGGCUUGCAAUGGAAUAUGAAACUAGUCUUGCCACGCCGACUCCAAGAAAGGCACCUCCAAUGCUACCCCCUCCACUUGAUAUGAGAAGGAUUCUGGAUAGACCAAAUUCAAUGAUGGUCCUUGAUGAUCUGAGACCAAAACUCAUUGCUACUACUCCUUCAGGUAGGAUCCCUACUCCAAAAAAGCCUAAGGCAAAGGAUCCGUAUAAGAGGGACAUGACUUAUGAAGAGAAGCAGAAGCUUAGCACCAACCUUCAGAGUUUGCCUUCAGAGAAGCUGGACAAUAUCGUACAGAUUAUUAAAAAAAGGAAUUCGGAUCUCUUCCAGCAUGACAAUGAAAUUGAAGUGGACAUUGACAGUGUGGAUACUGAGACACUUUGGGAGCUAGAUAGAUUUAUUACCAACUACAAGAAAAGUUUAAGCAAAAAAAAGAGAAAAGCUGAACUUGCCAUUCAAGCUAGAGCAAAAGCAGGGCAGACUGUACAAGAGAAGUUGCAGACCCAACACCUGCUUUGGUUGAUGAAAUGCCAAAGGAAGCCACAACUAACGAGCAGAAUAUGUUUGCAUCAACCGUUGAAGUGGAAAAACAUGGAGAUAAUGCUAGUAGGUCAAGUAGUUCAAGUAGCUCCAGCAGUGAUUCCGGGUCUUCAUCAAGUGAUUCUGAUAGUGAAAGUUCCUCAGCAUCUAAAUCUAAGUCUGAUGCUGGACAUUCACCAAGGUCUUGAAUUUUUUUUCUUUCAUUCAGUGGCUGAUCUAAGAAUUUAGAGUAGGGUGCGGAUGAUCCAUUGCGAUCCUGAAGCUUUGCAGAUUCUGUUUUAUGAUUUUUGAAGUUGCAUUAGGUGUGCGUAUGGUGGAGCUCUUGAGUGCCUCGAGCUCAGAAGCGUAGAGGCACCAGCCAUUUAGCCACUGAAGAGUGCCAGCAGGGCAAUCUGAUGUGGACUAUCAUGUAUAAUAUAAGAUGUGGUAUCCAAUGCUUAGGAGAAGUUGGGUUUGUUUUGCGUAGCACCUGUACAUUGCUAAUUACUGCUGCUGCUGCUGCUGCUGCUCAAGCUAAUAGUUGUAGGGAACGUUUGAUUCUUGUUAUAUAAAAGCAGAUGCUGGCAGAUUCAGGAUUCUAAAUUCAUGUUAUACACGGAAAGUAGCAUUGUAA
Molecule: messenger RNA, 2164 nt
Organism: Hibiscus syriacus
Lineage: Eukaryota; Viridiplantae; Streptophyta; Magnoliopsida; Malvales; Malvaceae
Product: transcription factor GTE4-like
Exons: 5
Molecular function (GO): protein binding
Source: RefSeq, a predicted model, not a curated record